This is a messenger RNA of Sphaerulina musiva SO2202, 1168 nucleotides long. RefSeq names its product Sedlin. Gene Ontology annotation, cellular component: cytoplasm; TRAPP complex; nucleus. NCBI's taxonomy places the organism in Eukaryota, Fungi, Ascomycota, Dothideomycetes, Mycosphaerellales, Mycosphaerellaceae. The coding region runs from base 23 to 568 and encodes 181 amino acids. The transcript is spliced from 2 exons. Gene Ontology annotation, biological process: endoplasmic reticulum to Golgi vesicle-mediated transport. The record is from RefSeq and is a predicted model, not a curated record.
GAACAAGAAGAAGAACAAGAAGAUGGAUCGCGCUCCCUCCAUCGCAGCCAUCGCCAUCAUGGGCCGCCACAACAACCCCCUUCAUAUCGCCCUCUUCCCAGCGACAGGCUCUACAGAAUCCCAAUAUGCUGCUGAAAGAGACCAGCUCGAGUACCAUAUGAUGCUCAACUCGUGUCUCGACAUCUUCGAAGCCCGCAUUCCUACCAAGGCGAUUGGCCAUGAUUUCGGUCUGCUGCACGCUCUGGAUGAGCGCAUCGCCAUGUAUGGCUGGCUGCUCAACACUGGCGUCAAGUUGGUCAUCGUGGUGGACAUGGAGGGGAGACAGGCGCGGAAUGCGGAGGAGGCCAAGCUGGGAAUGCUGGGCCUGAGAGGAAGUGAUUUGACGCCGGCAUUUCAAGCUCUCCAACAGGCGUACGUCAGUCUCCUGAGGAAUCCCUUCUAUGUGCCCGAUGAACAUGAUCCAAAGACUGCCCAAGAAAAAGGCAAUAUGCAGAUCAACAGUCCCAAGUUUCUCAAGGAGGUGGACCGGAUUGGGAACGUCUGGAGUCCGGGAAUCACUGCCAUCUGAUCAGUUCACAUUCCUGACUCGACAAUUCAAGCGGCCACUUCAGAAUGCCUAAUCCUGCUGCACUACAGAACGGGGUAUUGCUUUCGUCUCCGGAGGUACAUGCAGACGGUGUCCCAACAUGCUCCAGCUGGUAAGAAAGGAUGAGAUAUUCGGAAAUCCUGUAUGAUUUUUCGAUUCAUCAACAAGUCAGAUCCAGAACUCGGGCCAGAUCCUCUUUGCGCACUGCCAGAUUAUUCUGCAUCUGCGCUUCAGACCGGAAGAAGAUGAAGAUGAAGAUGAAGAUGGAGAAGAGGAAGAAGAAGAGGAAGAGGAAGAGGAAGAAAAAGAAGAAGACAUACAUGUGGUAGAGUGCCUAUCAGAUGUCUGUUGCUGGUCUCGAGCCACGAUUCCAUUUCGUAUAUACACAUCUGCUGCCCGAGGAUGCCGCCUCUUGCCAUUGCGAAUAUGUGAUAUGAUCUCCAUAAGAGUCCGCAUGCCCGCCGUCGUGGCCUGGCACCAUGUGAAUGCUUCGUUCAAGGGUGAGAAGCUGGAUGGAAUGCGAGCAAGUUGCAAGCAGGUAGGUCAGAAGUUCUCUCGACAGACAUACUGUUCACAUAAAAU